This is a messenger RNA of Penicillium salamii, 354 nucleotides long. The record is from the annotation of a GenBank genome assembly. NCBI's taxonomy places the organism in Eukaryota, Fungi, Ascomycota, Eurotiomycetes, Eurotiales, Aspergillaceae.
AUGGCGGCAAAGACCAACCGUGUGAAACAGGAACAGUUGCGUAAACGGCGUAACAACCUUCUCCGACGCCAUAACGACUUUUGGCGUCUUUACUCCAUCCGGAGCUGGCUAACUAUGGAGAUGCCGAAUGGCCGAAUUUACACCUAUCAUUCCCAUCCCGGUGUUCCCAUUCCGACAAUGGAACAGAUGAAUACUCGUUCACGACCUGCAGUCCACAGAACUCCCGCGGACUAUGUGGGGGAGAAGUCUGCGAAGUUAACGAUUCCCAAAGCGCCGACUUCUUCCAUUCCGAAGCGUCAGAAUGCAGUCUGGGAUUCCUUUGCCCGAUACAUGCAGUAUAUCAGCGCAAGAUGA